This is a messenger RNA of Peniophora sp. CBMAI 1063, 786 nucleotides long. The record is from the annotation of a GenBank genome assembly. Lineage: Eukaryota; Fungi; Basidiomycota; Agaricomycetes; Russulales; Peniophoraceae.
AUGGCCGUCCGCACAACUUCACCCCGCGUCGCACUCAUAACAGGCGCAGCACAAGGUCUCGGACUCGCCAUCGCGCACCGUCUAGCGUCGGACGGGUAUGCCGUAGCUCUGGCCGACUUGCCCUCAAACGAAGUCGCACUGCGCCAGGCCGUAGCAGACCUUCGCGAGAAGGUUCAAGGAUGGUGUACGGUCGUGACCGCGGACGUAUCAAACGAAACUCAAGUCCGCGACAUGAUCUCGCGCGUCGUUCACGAUCUUGGUUCGUUGGACGUCAUGGUAGCAAAUGCCGGCGUCUGCCUAAUGAGACCCAUACUCGAUACAUCCACGACAGAGUUGAACACUAUCCUCUCCGUGAAUGUCCAAGGGACAUUUCACUGUUACACCUGCGCCGCGCGACAGAUGAUCGAGCAGGGGCGCGGCGGGCGCAUCAUCGGUGCUUGCUCGGGCACAGGCAAAAAGGGCGAGGCACUGUUCUCGGCCUAUUCGGCUAGCAAAGCCGCCAUCCGAGCGCUCACUCAGUGCGCGGCGCUCGAGUUCGGACCGCACGGAAUCACUGUGAACGCCUACUCUCCCGGUCCAGUCAAGACGCCAAUGUAUGAAGGGUUUGAGGACGUGUUGGGUGCACCAGAGGGUGCGCUCGAGGAACAAGUGGCGAAGCAGACUGCGUUGGGAAAGAUUGCGACGACCGAGGACGUUGCGGGUAUCGUAUCAUUCCUCGCGUCCGAAGACGCGAAAGCGAUCACAGGCCAAUGCAUCAACGUCGACGGAGGGCGUCACUUCGACUAG